AACACAAAAUGAUGAAAUUCAUUCACAACAGAAUUAGACUACAUUUACCUGAAUUGGUUUAUUUUAUUAUUUUCUAUUUAGUCUAUAGUCCAUUUUUUAACAGAACAAAUAUCAAGGUAGGGAAGUAUAUGCCUUGUCAGAAUAACAGCCAAAGGAUCAUCAGUUAUUUUGAACGUGUCUUUUCACAAGAGUAAUAUGUAAUGCCAUGGCUGAGCUGUGGUACAUUCUGACGGAUACAGACGCCCCGGCAGAAAAUGCUAGUACCUGCUACAGCACCACGCACAGUACUGUGCUGAGUGGAAUCCCUUUUGGAGGAGUGCCAAUAGUUUUCAUGUUAUAUCUUGCAGUCUUUUUGUUUUUGGGGUUGCUCUUCUCUGUCCUCAAGCAGUUUUCCGAUCACUGGCGCAUAGCACAUUUCGCCGACCCUGACAAUCAAACAUUCUCUGAUGAACCGACCCGCAUUGUGCAGCGUGCACGGAGGGAAGAUCAGCGAGAAAUGGGCUUCAUAUCGUGGCUACCAUAUUUUCUCACCUUAAGUGAGGAUCAGAUCAAGGACCGGUGCGGCCCAGACGGUGUUAACUACCUGUCCUUUCAGCUUCACCUGGUCAUCGCGUUGUUUCUCAUGAACACCUUUGCCAUGGCAGUAACGCUGCCUGUCAACAUGAAUGGACAUCUCCUCGGUAAUAACACCCUGACUUUUGGAAGGACAACUGUUGCAAAUAUUCGCAAGGGGAACAACGUAAUAUGGUUGCAUACAGUGAUCCCAAUUAUGCACCUGCUUCUGAUGGUUGUACUGCUGCAGCAUCACACGUCGAAAAUGACAGACAGCGAAAUAACCAAAAACACUUUGUUUAUUUCUAAGAUUCCCAAAAAGGCAACCAAAGAAGACAUCGAAGCCCAUUUCAGUGAAGCAUAUCCUUUCUGUCGGGUGUCCGCCGUAUCACUGGGCUUUGACGUAAACAAGCUAAUGAAGCUUCACACAGAAAGAGUGCGGAUAGACAAACACCUGCACUUCUACAAGAAUAUUAGAAGGAAAACAGGAAUCCGGGAGAUGAUUGAACCCUCUUGGUUAAGGAGAAUGUUCAUCGGUGGGGAGAAGGUUGAUGCCAUAAAUCACUACCGUACUAAACACAAAGUGGUGCUGGAAGUGAUUAAAAAGGAAGCAGAAGAUGUUCCACAGCACCCUCUAGGAAUUGUUUUUGUAACUAUGAAGACUGAGACCAUGGCCAAUUGCAUUCUGAAAGACUUUAACGCAGUUGAGCAUGGCAGCUUCUUUUUUGGGAUGGAGCCUCAACCCUCAUCUCAUAGUCAAAAGCUGAAGGUGAACAAAUGGAGAGUGAAGAUCGCACCUCAUCCUCAAGAUUUGAACUGGGCAAAUCUGUCAGUGCAAGGUUUCUCCUGGUUCAUGCGUAAUGUAGUGCUCAAUAUUGUCCUCUUCCUUGUGCUCAUCUUCCUCACUACUCCAACCAUCAUUUUGAACACCAUGGACAAGCUUGAUGUGACGAAGACCAUUGAAGACCUUCAUAGUCCCAUUAUCAGUGAGUUUUUCCCCACCCUCCUGUUGUGCAUCUUCUCAUUAGUGCUUCCUACCACAGUGUAUUAUUCCACAAAGGUAGAAGGACACUGGAGCAGCUCCAGUGAACAGGUUAGCAUGAUGCGUAAACUCUAUUUCUUUCUGAUCUUCAUGGUGCUGAUCCUUCCCUCACUUGGACUCUCAAGUAUUUCAGUAUUUUUCCGUUGGCUGCUAGACCAAAAGUUUGUGGCAGAUUUGAAAGUAAGAUUUGAGUGUGUGUUCUUACCUAACCAAGGGGCCUUUUUUGUAAACUAUGUUGUCGCGGCAGCCUUGGUCGGCUCUGGGAUGGAGUUGCUGAGGAUCACUCAGUUGUUGAGCUACCACAUUAGGCUGAUGCUGGCAGGUUCUGAUGCUGGACGGAAGUAUAUCAAAGAGAAUCACGCCUACAUUUUUUCGUAUGGUUCUGCCUACGGAUGGACUCUCUGCGUGUUUACUGUGGUUAUGGCGUACAGUGUCACCUGCCCCGUUAUCGUACCUUGUGGGCUCCUGUACAUGCUGGUGAGACACCUAGUGGACAAAUUCAACUUGUACUACGCCUAUCGGCAAGGCUGCCAUUCCCGCAAAGUUCAUCAAGCAGCUGUCAAUCAAGCUCUAGCUGCACCAAUCAUCAGCCUCAUCUAUCUCUACUAUCUGUCAUUCCUCAGAAUAGGAUUCUGGGGUCAGAGGACUCUUUUCCUGAUGGUGUUUCUUUGUGUCACCAUCUUCAUCUGUUGCGGCUACACCUGCUUUGGCUAUUUCAAAUACCUAAGUCCGCACAAGUAUAAGGUUAUAGACAAAGGCAAGGAAACAGAAGAGGAAAUCAUGGAGGCCUUUGUUCCAAAACAGCUGGAUCCAGAAUCCUACAUGGACACAGAGGAUAACCAGCCUGACAUAUUUGACACAUAUACCGUCUGAAUCAGUGGGUUUCAAUUGGCUGCUUAAGCGUUGUUAAACAUGAAGAUGGCAAUAAAAAUUGAAAGUGAUCCAGUUGAAAAAGAAUGAUAAAGUGAGAUAAAGUCAUUUUUAUAAAGAUAAAUAUAAAAUAAAUAUCAAGGUUAUCAUAACUAAAAGCAAGUAAACCAUAAAUCUUUUUUUUUUCAUAUGAAAUUCUGUUUCCUGCUAUUACUCUUUUUGCAAAUACUCUUGCAUCCUUUUGGCCAUUGUCUCUGACAUACUUGUUCUUCUUAGUGAUGUCAUUAUUAACAAAAAGUAUCUGGAGAGUGAAAUUUUUACUGAGGCGUUUAAAUGUCAUUUAAAUCAAAUGUAACUUUUCUUUUCCUUUUGUCUUUCAAUAAUUUGUAGUUAA
Messenger RNA from Cynoglossus semilaevis (tongue sole), 2858 nucleotides. Its product is annotated as CSC1-like protein 1. The record is from RefSeq and is a predicted model, not a curated record. NCBI's taxonomy places the organism in Eukaryota, Metazoa, Chordata, Actinopteri, Pleuronectiformes, Cynoglossidae. The coding region runs from base 206 to 2467 and encodes 753 amino acids. The transcript has 23 exons. Gene Ontology annotation, molecular function: calcium-activated cation channel activity. Gene Ontology annotation, cellular component: plasma membrane.